Daldinia loculata is the source of this 1159-nucleotide messenger RNA. RefSeq lists its product as uncharacterized. The transcript has a single exon. The coding region runs from base 201 to 1130 and encodes 309 amino acids. Lineage: Eukaryota; Fungi; Ascomycota; Sordariomycetes; Xylariales; Hypoxylaceae. The record is from RefSeq and is a predicted model, not a curated record.
GAGUCCAAUAACUUCUCCGCGUUGGAGGUUUUUGCUCUGGGUGCUGACGCCUUAAAAAAGUCUCUCGUUCACCUUUAUCUCCCCCGCGAAUUCUACCCCACAUUGUCUGAUUAAAAGGUCAAUUGCAUCGAUAAGAUCACGCAAGACAAGGGAAGACGCAAAUUCUCGGGCGGGAAGCGCUCCCACAUCAAGCCGACACCAUGCGGCCACACACCCCCUCUCUGGACACUGCUCACGUAGUAGCCGCGGCCGCAGGACCUACUUCACCGCCAGAGACGCCCACCACUGGAUCUCCCAAGGUCCACCGAAAAAAAGCAGCAUUAAACGGCCGCCCGCAGCGGCAUUCAAAGGCUCACAGCCACCAAGACCACCCAGCUAACAUCCGGCCGCUGGGUGGGACUAAAUUCAGCUAUACUCGAGCGCCGAGGCCCGAGGAGAUAUCACCUCGUUCCUCGCAUUCAUCCGACGAUGAAUCUGAUUCAUCUGCAAGCCCCCCGCAGUCACCACUGUCGGACGUACCAAAGCUGCGCCACCAACACGUGGAGCAGCCAAGUUUAAUCCAGAUCGAACAAGCAACAUUUUCCAUUGAAGAGUUAAGCGACGACUGUUCGCUUAACAGCGGGUAUGAUCAUAUGGAUGUUCUUCGGCCGUAUGCUUUUGAGUAUGCGAAUUCGGAUCGGAGUCGGUCAAGAUCCCGGCCUCGGCCUCCACCGGACAUGGAUCCGGCUGUAAUGGAGGGUAUCGAGAAUUUAAACACUUUUGAAGACUCAGAUGGAGAUAUCGACCGCGAUGAUGAAGAAUUCAUACGGCAACUCCAAAAAACACGCGAGGAACGUCGCCUUAGAAGGAUGAAAUCGGGAAGUCUUAGCAAGCGAACAGUAAGCGAGCGAGGCAGUGAUUCUGAUAGAGAAGACGUCCUUCCUUACUAUGAAGGAAACGAGACGGGCCCAACCCGUCGGAUGCGGCGAAAAGUUGGUGACCGAAUUAGUAUCCAAUUCACGGGCCCGCUUCCCGAACGAAUUGAGGAGCUCAAAGAGCCGAACAGCGACGACGAAAUCAUUUUAGAUGAUGCCGAGAUUUUCGCGAGAGAGUUGCCAUAUUGGACUCUAAUGGACGUUGAUUCCGAAUAAGACCAACUUCAUACGUUACAAAAAUAUAC